AUGGGUUGCGCGGCGUCGAAGCUAGAAAACGAAGACACUGUACGGCGGUGCAAAGACCGUCGCCGUCUCAUGAAAGAAGCUGUCUACGCGCGUCACCAUCUGGCCGCUGCACACUCCGACUACUGCCGGUCACUUCGCCUCACUGGCACUGCUCUCUCUACAUUCGCCGCCGGUGAGCCUCUUUCCGUCUCCGAUAAUACCCCCGCCGUAUUCAUCAACCAUAAAACCACCACUCCCAUCCCCACCACCGCCGCGAAAACGUUCCACCAUCCACCGAAACCACAACCACCGUCUCCUUCACCGUCUUCCUUCCACCACCGUCCUCCGCCGCAGCAACAGUUUCAACCUUCACCUUCUCCCACUAUAACCUCCUCAAAACUCCCUCACAUCCUCUCUUCUUCCACAAAUGAACACAACCACCCUCGCCGCCGUAAACCACCGCCACCGAAACUCCCUCACAUUCUCUCCGAUUCAAGCCCUUCUUCUACACCGCGAAGCAACUUCUCCAACAAUUUCGCUCCCGGUUUCUUCCCUACAGCACAUUCUACAUACUCUUCCACACCUUCUCAAACUUCCUCCGUUUGGAAUUGGGAGAAUUUCUACCCUCCUCCUCCACCCCCGCCGGGCUCCGAUUACUUCGACCGAGAGCAUGAACACGAACAUGACCAAGAAGAUUCUAUUUCUCAAUUCUCUUUCAAGUCAAGAAAUAGCGAAAUUCCUUAUUCCCGACAACGUCCUCAACAACAACAACAACAACCACGAAUACAAACAUAUCAACAACAGCAACAACAGCAACAAGGUUAUCCUAAUCCAACAUCACAUGAAGUGGAAGGAUUUGAUUCUGAGAGAUCAGAAUACGAUUAUUUCAACAGAAAACUCGCAACGGUUCAGAAGAAUCCUAGUCAUCAUCAUUUGGAUGAACAACACACUGAGACGGAGCGAGAGGAGGUUGAGUGUAGUGAAUGGGGAGAUCAUUACAGCACAACUUCAUCUUCCGAGGAGGAGGAUGAAGAUGAUGAUGGGGUUGAUGGGGAUGUUGAGUCAAGGUCUGAGAUUGGGACUAGAUCAAAUUUCGGAUCAUCAUCUGCAGCAGCAAAAGGACAUGUUGCGGCGGUGGGGAAAUCGGAUGAUGUAGCAUCGUCUUCGAUGGGUGAAGGGGUAAUGGAGAUGAAGAUGGUGGUGAGACAUAGAGAUUUGAAGGAGAUUGUGGAUUCUAUUAAGGAGAAUUUUGAUAAAGCCGCUGUUGCUGGAGAUCAAGUUUCGGAGAUGCUUGAGAUUAGUAAAGCUCAGCUUGAUCGAAGUUUCAGACAAUUGAGGAAAACUGUGUAUCAUUCAAAUAGUCUAUUGAGCAGCCUGAGCUCGACUUGGACCUCAAAACCACCGUUGGCGGUGAAGUACCGGCUCGAGCCCGGUUCGUUGAAUGAACCGGGUGGUCUGAAGAGUCUUUGCUCCUCUUUGGAACGACUUUUGGCUUGGGAGAAGAAGCUCUAUGAUGAAGUCAAGUCUAGAGAAGGUGUGAAGAUUGAACAUGAAAAGAAAUUGUCAGCCCUGCAGAGUCAGGAAUACAAAGGAGACGAUGAAGCAAAGAUAUUCAAAACCAAGACUUCCAUCAAUAAGUUGCAGUCGCUAAUUGUUGUUACAUCACAAGCUGUGUCUACCACCUCGACCGCCAUUGUUGGCCUUAGAGACUCCGAUCUUGUUCCUCAGCUUGUUGAACUCUGUCAUGGAAUGAUGUACAUGUGGAGAUCAAUGCAUCAGUACCAUGAAGUCCAAAGCAACAUAGUUCAGCAAGUUCGUGGCCUGGUGAAUAGAUCGGGAGGAGGCGAUUCUACUUCUGAACUGCACAGGCAGGCAACUCGUGACCUUGAAUCCGCCGUCUCGGCUUGGCACUCGAGUUUUUGUCGCCUUAUAAAAUUUCAACGGGACUUUAUUCUCUCCUUACAUGGUUGGUUUAAGCUUAGUCUUAAUCCGGUUGAUAACGAUAACGUCAACAACAGAAUGGAACACUCCGACGCCUACAUGUUUUUUGAUGACUGGAAGCUUGCACUUGACCGUGUCCCUGAUACCGUUGCGUCUGAAGCCAUCAAGAGCUUUAUCAAUGUUGUCCAUGUGAUAUCUUCCAAGCAAGCCGAAGAACUCAAGAUAAAGAAGCGAACCGAGAACGCUUCCAAGGAACUCGAGAAAAAGGCUUCGUCUGUACGGAAUAUAGAAAGAAAGUUUUACAGCUCAUAUUCUUUGGUAGGGAUUAGCCUUCCUGACUCCGCGCCUGAUAAUGGACAAGGCUUAGACGCGUGCGAUCCACUUGCUGAGAAAAAACUAGAACUAGCAACCUGCCAAAGACGCGUUGAAGAUGAAAUGAUGAAGCAUUCGAAAGCCGUAGAGGUAACAAGAGCAAUGACACUCAACAAUCUUCAGACAGGCUUGCCCGGAGUCUUUCAAGCAUUGACCAGUUUUUCUUCGUUGUUCACCGAGGCUCUCGACUCGGUGUGUACUCGGUCGUACGCCAUCAAAUAG
Molecule: messenger RNA, 2514 nt
Organism: Vicia faba (fava bean)
Lineage: Eukaryota; Viridiplantae; Streptophyta; Magnoliopsida; Fabales; Fabaceae
Source: the annotation of a GenBank genome assembly